This is a messenger RNA of Electrophorus electricus (electric eel), 3020 nucleotides long. RefSeq names its product LIM domain and actin binding 1b (gene lima1b). NCBI's taxonomy places the organism in Eukaryota, Metazoa, Chordata, Actinopteri, Gymnotiformes, Gymnotidae. The record is from RefSeq and is a predicted model, not a curated record.
CAAAGGUGUGGAGAGGCCUAACUAAAACUUGGACAUGAAAACAAUAUAAAACUUUAUGGUACAGCAGGGAAGCAGCUGAACAACAGAGGUUUUCUGUUCUUCUCCAUCAGUGUCCUGAGUGUCAGCGUAGAGCACCAUGGAGGCAAGAUCAUUCAGUCGGAAACAGUGGGCUUCACAGUCACUACGCAUAACAGCAAGAGAACUCUCAUUGGUUGGUGGUCGUGGCAAGUCCAAUGCCAUCGCUGAACGUUUCUCCAAGUAUCAGAAGGCUGCAGAGGAAGCAAAUGCCAACAAGAUAAAAUCUCCUGUCGAGAGCCUCCCCCCUACUUUACGCACAGGUAACCUCAGCCUACUGAAGAAGCGCUGGGAGCAGAAGCACACGGUGCAGCCCGAACCAACGACCGAAACCAUCACUGCCACAGCUCCACCCACCACACCAGAGACCCACCCUCUGGGCCGCCUGGGACGCCUCACCCGGCACAGCAGUCUCAGGCAGCACGUGCCCCGUUGGGAGCAACCCACAAGGCUCAAGGAAGUAAAGGAAGGGGGGAUGGAGGCAAAGAAGGAAAGGCAAAUAGAUGAGGAAGAGGACCAUGGGGGUCUGCUGUCUCCAACCUCCCCCUGUUCACCCUUGGAUAAGCCGAGCAUGCCUCUCAACAGCCUCAAGAUGAUGUUUGAAAAAGGGGAAGGCAGGGCACGAGGACAGAGCAGCACUUCAGAAGACAUGGAUAUCCGAUUGGGAGACCGAGGUUUGGUAUCGCUGGAGCGGACUAAAUCUCUAAGGGACCGGAUGGCCAAAUAUCAGGCUGCUGUGUACAAACAUGAAUCCCAUACCCAACCAAGCUCAUCUAACCAGUCUGAGAGUGAAGCCAGCCCUUCCACCUUAGACCACAAGGAAAAUGUGCCCCCUGGUGACACAAGACAGACACUGAGUUCACUCUCAGAGUCAAACAGUGCACAGACCAAUGGGGUGUUAGCUAAUGCAGCAAGCCCUGGAGUCUCUGAGCCAGAGGACAACGACACACCCAGACUGGUUAGGGGACAGAAGUUCCGUUUUUCGGUCAGGGAGAUUUGUGUAGCAUGCCAGAAGACUGUUUAUUCACUAGAGAAACUGGUGGCCAAUCAACAAGUUUUCCACAACACCUGCUUUCGCUGUGCAUACUGCAAAAACAAACUCAGCUUGGCCAACUACGCCUCCCUCCAUGGGAACAUCUACUGCAAGCCUCACUUCAACCAGCUCUUCAAGUCUAAGGGCAACUAUGAUGAGGGCUUUGGUCACAGGCCCCAUAAGGAGCUUUGGACAGCCCGCACCGAUGACGACGUUACCGAAGAUUCAGAAAAGCUGAAACCUGCUGCAGCGGAGCCUGUGCUGGCCAAGCCCAUCUCAGAACAUAUUCUAGACCAGACAGUGGAUGAAUGCCUACUGGCCAAAGUCACUGAUGUCACGGCUUCUCUCGAGAAAAGUGCUCAGAUGAAGAGUGCAACAGAAAAACACCAAGGAGCCACCUCGUUGGAGACUAGGAGGCUGAAGAUCUCCUGGCCACCACCGGCUGAUGGGGAAACUAGUCCCCGCAUCUUGAGUCCAGCUGCUGAGAGUGGAAGGGUACCAGCAAGAGUGUCUAGACCGAAGUGGCCUCCAGAGGGAGAGGCACAGUCAAGCAUGGAGAGUACAGAGAGGGCAGAACUGAGGAGUCUGCGGCGUAGCUCCUCCCUCAAAGAGCGGAGCCGCCCUUUCUCUGUGGUCCCUUCCUUGGAGUCCACCAAUCCCAUGCAGCAAGAGCGCCAGAAGUCCCGGGUGGUAGGGCAGGGAUCACUGGAGGAUCUCUGGCUUGCUUCUAAAGCACAAAAUAUCCAAGGCAAGGAGGUAAAGGAGAAAAUGGAGGAGAACAAAGAAACCAGGAAGGCCUCAUUCACAGACCACAAAAUUAUAUAUAGUUAUAAGGGCUUGGAAAAGGAUGAGGAAUAUCUCCCUAAACCGGAGGAGAACGUGCCCCAGUCAAUCCUCAAAGAGCCACAGCCGACGAAAAUAGAAGUCCUUGAUGACCAUGAAGAGGAUGAGGAGAUACAGUGGAAAUUAUUCAACAAGUCCACUAGAUCCUCUCACCUUUCCACUCCUUCCCUGGUAGAGAACAAAGCCAACAGGACCUCUGUAGACGUAGGCUUCUGGGACGGAGAGGAAGCAGAGGAGGCUCUGACAGUGGAGGAGAUGAUCAAGAGGAACCGCUACUAUGAGGAUGAAGAGGAUGAAGAGGAAGUGGCUGAAGUGUGAAAGCACUCAUCCCACCUUUACAUCUGACUCUCCCCAGCAACACUCAAUUGCAGAGGUGCAAGAGCAAUAUAGUCCACUGGCCUGAUUUCGAUUCUUGUCUCAGUUCAGUGUGUCUGUAUUCUUGUUUUCAUCUCAUUUUCUGGCUAGCUAAAUACUGUACCAAAAAAGAAGCGCAUAUUUUUGGUACUCUUUUUUUUUUUUUCUUUUAACCAUGCUUAUGUCUGCUUUAAUUCCUGGAAAAAGUCAUUUUUACAAUCUUUUUGGCUAUCUUAAUAUUUUAUGUCUGAAUAAAUGUUCUCACUGGGUUUUUUGUUUGUUUGUUGUUUUUUUGCUUUGAAAAAUAAAUGGCAAUAAUUAAACUGGUUAAAAUAUUUGCUGCAAAUCUCUUUUAGUUGUUUUAAUGCUGUAUGGAGCUUUGAUCUAGAACAAAAUAAAGAAAAUGGUAAUUACCAGAAAUUCAAAGUUUUACAGUAUGUUUUAUAAUAAAAAAUGUUAAAGGGAUUCUUACUCUGAGUAUGCAUUUAAAAAAAAACAGCCUUUUGUAUUUAUCCUUGAGGAUUCCCAGGCUUUUGGUCAGAAGCCUACAUUUUAUGGAACAUUCUAUAUUAAUGGGCUUAUCAUUUGGUUGUCUUAUGUGCUUGAAAACAUGGUGCCUGUCUUAGUGAUUAACUUGUCUAGCUAGAAUAAUUUACAAAAAUAUUCUACUCUAUAUGAGACCAAAAAAUCCUUUAAAAUGCUGAUUAUUUUAAUA